Messenger RNA from Pygocentrus nattereri (red-bellied piranha), 1376 nucleotides. Its product is annotated as B-cell receptor CD22-like. The coding region runs from base 84 to 1190 and encodes 368 amino acids. The record is from RefSeq and is a predicted model, not a curated record. The transcript has 9 exons. NCBI's taxonomy places the organism in Eukaryota, Metazoa, Chordata, Actinopteri, Characiformes, Serrasalmidae.
CGUUGUUGUUAAGUGCAGAAGUUAGUCAUUUGGACGUUGGUGAUGAGCUUCAAUAGAGAACGGCUGAGAUCAUCAUUUACAGAAUGGCUCCUCCUCUUCCUGUGAUCUUUCAGCUCAUGAUUGUGGGAGCUUUUGGAACAGAGUGGAGUGUGAAGUACAACCAACAGGAAAUCUGUGCUUUAAAAGGAUCCACAGUGUUUAUGAACGGAACUUUUACUCACCCAGAAAAUCUCACAGGGAUUACUACAUUUUGGAUGAUAAAUCCAGCCCACGAAGUGGAGCCAACCGAUAUGUCUGAAGAUCCAGACUUCUCAGGCAGAGUCGAGUUUUUCACUGAUGAGCAGAAACACUUCUCCCUCAAACUGAGUGAUGUGAUGAAGAAGGAUGAACAUCAGUUCUGCUUCAGAAUCAGAUCAAGUGUAGAAGAACAAAAGUGGUUGGGUAAACCUGGAAUUGAGCUGGGAGUCACAGAGCUCUAUGUAGAAGCUCCUGAAGAAGUGACCGAGGGACAAACAGCAGAUCUGACAUGUAAGACCACCUGCAGUCUGACUGACCCAAAAUUCAUCUGGUACAAAAAUGGACAUCCUUUAACCACAAAGACCAUCAAGAACAACCAGCUCCACCUGCAGACGGUCAGUAGUGAGGAUGCAGGCAGUUAUAGCUGUGCUGUAGGAGGAUCUCAACACCUCCACUCUACUGCUCACAGCCUCAGAGUCAGAUAUCCUCCAAAGAGCGUCUCAGUGUCCAUCAGUCCCUCUGGUGAAAUAGUGGAGGGCAGUUCAGUGACUCUGACCUGCAGCAGUGAUGGAAACCCACCUGUGAAGAACUACACCUGGUUUAAAGAAGGUGAAACCUCACCUGUAGGAUCUGGACACAGUCACAGUCCUCUACAGAGUGGAUCUUACUACUGCGAGGCUCAGAAUGAACAUGGAUCUCUGAGAUCAGCUCCAGUGCCAGUUGUUUUAAGCGGCUACUCCACAAUCCUGUAUGUAGCUGUUGGAGUCGGACUUUGUGGGAUUACAGCUUUUCUUGCUGUUGUUUCCUGGAGAAGCAGAAAAAAGAGGCAGGAUGGAAACACAGACGAAGAUCUCUAUGUGAAUCUGGACCCUCGUUCCCAUCCCCCCGAUGACGAUGCAUCCAGUGAUCAUGACUACGAGAAUACUGCACAUAAGCCCUGUGGCCAAGUCUGACCUGAACCCCAAUGAGAAUGUGUUCCUCCCCUGCAAGAUUCACUGCUGAACUUUUCCCAUAACCGGAGUUCACCUAAAAGCAUCAAAAGUGCCAAAAGAGGUGGUUUUUUUUUGUUUCCUCUCAUUCGUGCGGACAGCUAAAUUAACUCUGCCCACUAUAAAACAAUGCGCCCCCCGCCUGCUCUC